AUGGCAGCCAGAGUGGAAAUUCAGAAGCUUCUUGAUGAUCAAAAGUGCAUUCUGGAUGCUAAGAGGCAGGAGUUUGAGCGAGAACUGGAAGAUAAGAGGAAAUCAGUUGAAGAGGAAAUGAGAAGCAAGGUAACUGCCCUGGAGCAGAAGGAAUUUGAAAUUAAACACAAGGAAGAGAAGUUGGGAAAAAGAGAACAAGCAUUGGAUAAGAAGUCAGUGAGAGUUAAAGAGAAAGGGAAGGAUCUUGAAGCAAGGUUGAAAUCUGUAAAAGAAACAGAAAAGAUUUUGAAAGCUGAGGAGAAAAAUUUGGAGUUUGAAAAGCAACAAUUGAUUGCUGACAGAGAGAGCUUGGAGAUUCUCAAAUCUGACAUUGAUAAGUUAGAGGCUGAAACUUCUGAGCAGGAGUUCCAGAUUCAAGAAGAACGUCAGAAGCUUAAAAUUAUUGAAGAAGAGAGGUCGGAACAUCGGCGUUUGAAGUCAGAGUUGAAACAGCAGAUAGAAAUGUUCAGACAUCAGCAGGAGUUACUUCUGAAGGAACAUGAAGAUUUGAAACAGGAAAGGGGGAGGUUUGAGAAAGAAUGGGAAGGGCUAGAUGAGAAAAGAGAUGAAAUUAGUAAAGAGCUGAAAAAUAUUGCUGAAGAGAAACAUAAGUUGGAAAAAUUGCAGCAUUCAGAAGAAAAAAGAUUUAAAAAAGAGGAAUCUGCAAUGCAGGAUUAUAUUCAGAGGGAGUUGGAAGCUAUUAGACUGAAGAAAGAAUCAUUUGAAGCAACAAUGAAGCAUGAGCAGUUGCUUUUAUCUGAAAAUGCUCAAAAUGAGCGCAAGAAGAUGCUUGAAGAUUUUGAGACGCAGAAAAUGAAUCAAGAAUCUGACAUACUGAAUAGACAGGAAAGAAUGGAAAAAGAUCUGCAGGAAAGGAAGAGAGCAUUUUAUGAAAAGAAAGAGGGAGAACUUAAUGAAUUAAAUCACUUGAAGGAAGUUGCUGAGAAAGAAAUGCAAGAAAUAAGAUGUGAGAGGGAUGAAUUCGAGAGGCAGAAGCAGGAAGUUAAAAUGAACAAAGAAAAGCUGAAAGAACAACAACUUGGAAUGCGCAAGGACAUUGAUGAGCUUGACAUUCUUUGCAGGAGGCAUUAUCAUGAUCGCAAACAUUUUAAGCGCGAAAAAGAACACUUCCUUGAGUUUGUUGAGAAGCAAAAGAGUUGUGAGAACUGUGGAGAAAUGACAAGGGAAUUUGUACUUUCCGAUAUGCGAUUACCUGAUGUGGAAGAUGAGGAUGCUCUUCCUUUAUCAAUUCUGGCUGAUAGAUCUUUGGGCAACCUUCAAGGUGCUAUAGGUGUUCCAUAUGAUUCAAAUACUGAGAGAUCUCAUGCACUUGAUUUGGGAUAUGCAGAUGCUGGAGGUCGCAUGUCUUGGUUACGUAAAUGCACUUCUAGGAUUUUUAGCAUCUCUCCUACUAAAAAGAGUGCUCGUGGUUCUACUUCAGUUUUGGGAGAGGAACAACUACAGUUACCUGUGCCAGCUGAUAAGCAAGAAAAGACUGAGGGGUCUGGUGUGCUUGUCAGUAAAGAAGCAAGAUCAUGCAAAAUUCCAGAAGAUGAAUUCCAACCAUCUCUCAGGAUGGCAAAUGAUUCCUUUGAUUUUCAACAGCUCCAAUCUGAUAACACAAUCAGAGAGGUGGAUGAUGGGUAUGCUCCAUCUGUUGAUGAUCAUAGCUACAUGGAUAGCAAGGUACAAGACAUUCCUGAAGAUUCCCUGCAGUCAGAACUAAGGAGUGCUCGCCGGAAACCUGGGAGGAAGCCCAAGUCUGGAUUGAACAGAACACGCUCAGUGAAGGCUGUGGUUGAUGAUGCAAAGAAGUUUCUUGGGGAAAGCCCUGAAGGUGCAAAAUUUAAUGCGAGCAUGCAGGCGCAUGAGGAUAAUCAAGGGAUUUCUAGCCAUACUGAGGAGGCAGCUGGUGGUGGUACUGCAAGGAAGCGGCGACGAUCACAAACAUCUAAAAUUACAGAAAGUGAGCAAGAUGGUGCUGAUAGCGAGGGACCUUCAGACAGUGUCACUGCUGGUGGACGCAGGAAGAGACAGCAGACUGUUGUUCAAGCCCUACCAGCUCCAGGAGAGAAGCGAUACAAUCUCAGACGACACAAGACUGCAAACACAGCCGUAGCUGCACAAGCCGUAGCAACACAAGCCGCAUCUGAUCUGAACAAGACAGGGAAGAAGAUAGCCAAAGGUGCUAGUGUAGUGGAAGCAGUACCAAAUCCAGGCGCUGCAUCUGUGUUGUCUCUGGGAGUUGCUAGUGAGAAUGGCAAAUCUACCCAAUUGGUGCAGGUAACAGCAGUAAAAAGUGUGGAGUUCUCACAGGACAGGGUUGUCCAGUUUAAGGCAACUGAGGACAUUGUUGAUGAUAAUGCUGAUGGCCAGAAGUCAAUUGAAAAUACUGAGUUGAGUGAGGAAGUUAAUGGUACACCAGAAGAUGUUGAUGAAGAUGAGAAUGGGAGUACAAUCCUUGAGGAUGAAGAUGAUGAUGACGACGAUGAUGAUGGUUCAGAUCAUCCUGGUGAAGUGUCAAUUGGGAAGAAGCUGUGGAAUUUUUUUACAUCUUGA
Molecule: messenger RNA, 2598 nt
Organism: Pistacia vera
Lineage: Eukaryota; Viridiplantae; Streptophyta; Magnoliopsida; Sapindales; Anacardiaceae
Product: protein CROWDED NUCLEI 3-like
Exons: 4
Coding region: 1-2598 (865 amino acids)
Biological process (GO): nucleus organization
Cellular component (GO): nucleus
Source: RefSeq, a predicted model, not a curated record